This is a messenger RNA of Anopheles gambiae (African malaria mosquito), 2656 nucleotides long. RefSeq lists its product as uncharacterized. Gene Ontology annotation, biological process: proteolysis. Gene Ontology annotation, molecular function: metallocarboxypeptidase activity; zinc ion binding. NCBI's taxonomy places the organism in Eukaryota, Metazoa, Arthropoda, Insecta, Diptera, Culicidae. The record is from RefSeq and is a predicted model, not a curated record. The transcript has 9 exons. Bases 36 to 2549 code for a protein of 837 amino acids.
UUCUCUCGCGCGCACGGGACAAAUCAGUCGUCGUCAUGGCAUCAAUCAGUGUAGUUGGGGUUUCAGUGUGCUGCCUUUUGGCAGCGCUCUCACCUGCCUUAGUGCAGGCCGAGAUGGCCCGGUACGACAAUUACCGCGUUUACAAGCUAAACAUCGAGAGUGUGGAACAGCUUCAGCUGCUGCAGCUCAUCGAACAUCACUCGGAUGGGUACACCUUCCUUAGCGAUCCGGUGAACCUGAACACUACCGUUAAGCUUGUCGUUGCUCCCCACAAGGCGGCAGAAUUCGGAGAGUUCAAUCAACGGUUCUCGUUGAACGCUGAAGUUGCGUUCGAGAAUCUGCAGGCGUUAAUCGAUCGACAGCUGCGUGGACGGAGGGAAACGUUCGGCUGGACCGCUUACCACACGCUGGAGGAUAUUUACACAUGGCUGGACACGCUGAUUGAGCAGUACCCGGACGUGGUCAGCCCGAUAGUGGCCGGGGAGAGCUAUGAAGGCCGUGAGAUUCGUGGUGUGAAGGUGUCGUACAAGCAGGGCAACCCGGCCGUCUUUAUGGAAGGCACUAUUCACGCACGGGAGUGGAUCAGUGCCGCUACAGUGACUUGGAUACUGAACGCGCUGCUUACAUCGGAAGAUUUGGCGGUUAGAAACAUUGCCGAGAACUAUGACUGGUAUGUGGUUCCGGUGGCGAAUCCGGAUGGAUACGUGUACACACACACUACUACGCGUUUGUGGCGCAAAACACGCUCGCGUCAGAAUGUCCUUUGCUACGGCGCGGAUCCUAACCGCAAUUGGGACUACAAGUUUAACCAGGGAGGAACCUCAACGAUUCCCUGCUCCGAUACCUUCUCUGGGCCAUCGCCAUUUUCGGAAAUCGAGACUCGCACACUGUCAGAGUACAUUCGCUCCAUUCCCAACCUGUCGACCUAUCUGGACUUCCAUGCGUCUGGUCAGCUGCUCAUGAUACCAUACGGCCACACAACAGAGCCACUAGAUAACUACUACGAACUGAUGGAAAUUGGAACAAAGGCCGCUGCAAAGCUGCAGGAGCGUCACGGUAGCAUCUAUAAGGUUGGAAACAUUGCCGAGAUUAUCUAUGUUGCCUCUGGUAGCAGUUUGGACUGGGUGAAGGGAACUCUUCAAACUCCGCUAACCUUUGCCUACGAGCUACGAGAUACUGGCGAGUAUGGAUUCCUACUACCUCCGGAGCAGAUCAUCCCCACGGCAGAAGAAACGCUGGACUCGGUCAUCGUGAUCUUGGAGGAAGGCAAAGCAAUGGGCAUGAGAUGUCCUCUGGACAACGUCUUUACAAUGAAGCUGCUUCUAGUGUGUCUUGCCAUUGCGCUUUUCGGUGCCACCGUGGCCGAAAAGGCACGGUAUGACAACUACCGUGUAUACCGGAUCCGUGUUCAGACCGAUCGGCAGCUGGAGCUACUGCAAGCCAUCGAACAGUAUCCCGAUGGUUACACGUUCUGGAACGAACCGACCAAGGUUGGCACGGAAGUGCUGCUUGUAGUGCCUCCGCACAAGCGUGGCCAUUUCUCGGACAUUCGUGCGCAAUACGCACUGCGGGCCGUGCUGCAGACCGCUAACCUGCAGGAACAGAUCGACCAGGAAUCGCGUCCCUCUCUGCGCAAGGAAACGUUCGGCUGGACGGCGUACUACCGGACCGAUGCCAUCUACGCAUGGUUGGACAGUUUGGUGGCUAGUUACCCGAGCGUGGUUACCCCACUGAACAUUGGCAACAGCUUCGAGGGAAGGCCGAUCAAGGGAGUGAAAGUGUCUUACAAGGCGGGCAACAAGGCCGUCUUUAUGGAGGGAUUGAUCCACGCUCGAGAAUGGGUCAGCGGAGCCACGGUGACGUGGGUGCUGAAUGAGCUGCUCACCUCCAGCGAUCCGAAGGUGCGUCAAAUUGCGGAGAACUACGAUUGGUACUUCUUCCCGGUGACGAACCCGGACGGUUACGAGUACACGCACACGACCGAUCGUCAGUGGCGUAAGACGCGAUCUCAAUCGAGCGUUCUUUGCCGUGGAGCAGAUCCCAACCGGAACUGGGCGUACAAUUUCAUGCAGGGUGGUGCAUCUAGUGUACCCUGCUCCGAUACGUUCGCUGGUGCGAGUCCCUUCUCGGAGAUCGAAACCCGUCAGCUGUCCGACUUUAUCGCAACCCUGGACAACUUAAGCACCUAUCUUGCGUUCCAUUCGUUUUCGCAGCUACUUCUCGUCCCGUACGGACACACUACGGCACGGCUCGAUAACUACGAUGAAACGAUUGCAAUUGGUACAAAGGCGAUCAACAAACUGCGGGAGCGCUACGGCACGACCUACAACAUUGGAAACAUUGCCGAAGCGAUCUAUGUAGCCUCUGGAGGUAGUAUCGAUUGGGUGAAGGGAGUACUCCGCACUCCGCUAGUCUACGCGUACGAGCUGCGCGAUCUUGGACGGUUUGGAUUUGUGCUGCCACCGGAACAGAUCAUCCCGACGGCUGAGGAAACGCUCGAUUCAAUCAUUGUGAUUCUCGAAGAAGGUGCAAACUAUGGCUAUCAUUAACCGCAGCAAUGAAACAUGUUAGUCUUCUUUGUUAACUUUAGACCUUGAAAACAGCUUGCGCUAUGAAAACCGCUUCUUCUUCCAAUAAAUCCUGAAUGGAGAAAAUA